CGCUGGGUAGCGUCUGCAGGCGCCGCCGUCCUGGUUGGCUGUGCCGGGUGUUAGGGCUGUAUUGACGGAUUUACAGACAUGUCGGGGUUCAGUCCGGAGCUCAUCGAUUACCUGGAAGGGAAAAUCUCCUUUGAGGAGUUCGAGAGGCGGAGAGAGGAGAGAAAGACCCGCGAGAAGAAAAGUCUUCAGGAAAAAGGAAAGUUACCAGCUGAAGAAAAUCCAAAUGAUUCUGAAGUCCCAUCUUCAUCUGGAAUUGACUCUACCAAAUUCCAGGACAAUGAAGGGGAAACAUCAGAUGGAGUGAGUAAGUCAGUUCACAAGGUCUUUGCUUCCAUGCUUGGAGAAAAUGAAGAUGAUGAGGAGGAAGAGGAGGAGGAGGAGGAAGAAGAAGAGGAAGAGGAAACACCUGAGCAACCCACUGCAGGCGAUGUCUUUGUAUUGGAGAUGGUUCUCAAUCGUGAAACCAAGAAAAUGAUGAAAGAAAAAAGGCCUCGGAGUAAACUUCCCAGAGCUUUGAGAGGUCUCAUGGGUGAAGCCAAUAUUCGUUUUGCUAGGGGAGAACGUGAGGAGGCAGUAUUGAUGUGUAUGGAAAUCAUAAGACAAGCUCCUCUGGCUUAUGAGCCAUUCUCUACUCUUGCCAUGAUAUAUGAAGACCAAGGAGACAUGGAAAAAUCACUGCAGUUUGAGUUGAUUGCUGCACACUUAAAUCCCAGUGACACAGAAGAAUGGGUUAGAUUGGCAGAAAUGUCUCUGGAACAAGACAAUAUUAAGCAGGCUAGCUUUUGCUAUACAAAAGCUCUUAAAUAUGAACCUACUAAUGUCCGUUACCUGUGGGAACGAUCAAGCCUUUAUGAACAGAUGGGUGAUCAUAAAAUGGCCAUGGAUGGUUAUAGGCGUAUUUUAAAUCUUUUGUCUCCAUCAGAUGGAGAACGUUUUAUGCAAUUGGCUAGAGAUAUGGCUAAGAGUUACUAUGAAGCCAAUGAUGUUAUUUCAGCUAUUAAUGUAAUUGAAGAAGCUUUCUCAAAACACCAAGGCCUAGUCUCUAUGGAAGAUGUUAACAUAGCAGCUGAACUUUAUAUUUCUAAUAAGCAGUAUGACAAAGCUUUAGAGGUAAUUACAGAUUUUUCUGGAAUUAUGCUGGAAAAGAAAAUUGCAGAAGAUGGCACCUUGGAAGAGAAUAAAGCUGGUGAGAAUAUUAUCUACACUAUCCCUGAUGGCGUGCCAAUAGAUAUCACAGUGAAGUUGAUGGUCUGCCUUGUACAUCUCAAUAUCCUUGAACCACUUAAUCCUCUCUUGACAACACUGGUGGAACAGAAUCCUGAGGAUAUGGGAGACCUCUAUUUAGACGUUGCUGAAGCCUUUCUGGAUGUUGGGGAAUACAGUUCUGCGCUUCCCCUCCUCAGUGCACUAGUUUGCUCCGAAAGAUACAACCUUGCAGUAGUUUGGCUUCGGCAUGCAGAAUGCUUAAAGGCCCUAGGCUACAUGGAACGUGCUGCUGAGAGCUAUGGCAAGGUGGUUGAUUUGGCCCCCCUCCACUUGGAUGCAAGAAUCUCACUUUCUACUCUUCAGCAACAGCUAGGCCGUCCAGAGAAAGCUCUUGAAGCUUUGGAACCAAUGUAUGAUCCAGAUACUUUAGCACAGGAUGCAAAUGCUGCACAGCAGGAACUGAAAUUAUUGCUUCAUCGUUCUACUCUAUUGUUUUCACAAGGCAAAAUAUAUGGCUAUGUGGAUACCUUACUUACCAUGUUAGCCAUGCUUUUAAAGGUAGCAAUGAAUAGAGCCCAAGUCUGUUUGAUAUCCAGUUCCAAAUCUGGAGAGCGACAUCUCUACCUUAUUAAAGUAUCAAGAGACAAAAUAUCAGACAACAAUGACCAAGAGACAGCCAACUGUGAUGCAAAAGCAAUAUUUGCUGUACUCACAAGUGUCUUAACAAAAGAUGACUGGUGGAACCUUCUGUUAAAGGCCAUAUACUCCUUAUGUGACCUGUCCCGAUUUCAAGAGGCUGAGUUACUUGUAGAUUCUUCAUUGGAAUAUUACUCAUUUUAUGAUGAUAGGCAAAAACGCAAAGAACUAGAAUACUUUGGUCUAUCUGCUGCAAUUCUGGACAAAAAUUUCAGAAAGGCAUACAACUAUAUCAGAAUAAUGGUAAUGGAAAAUGUUAAUAAACCUCAGCUCUGGAACAUAUUCAAUCAAGUUACCAUGCACUCCCAAGAUGUACGACACCAUCGCUUUUGCCUCCGUCUAAUGCUUAAAAACCCGGAUAAUCAUGCCCUGUGUGUCUUAAAUGGACACAAUGCAUUUGUGUCUGGUAGCUUCAAGCAUGCACUUGGACAGUACACGCAAGCUUUUCGCACAUGUCCCAAUGAACCUCUUUAUAGCCUUUGUAUAGGCCUAACAUUCAUUCACAUGGCAUCUCAGAAGUGUGUAUUAAGAAGACAUGCUCUGAUUGUGCAGGGCUUUUCCUUUCUUAAUCGUUAUCUCAGUUUACGUGGGCCUUGCCAAGAAUCAUUCUACAAUUUAGGCCGUGGCCUUCAUCAGCUGGGGCUGACACAUCUUGCAAUCCACUAUUAUCAGAAGGCUCUGGAGCUGCCACCACUUGCGGUAGAGGGUAUAGAAGUUGACCAGUUAGACUUACGAAGAGAUAUUGCCUACAACUUGUCUCUCAUUUAUCAGAGCAGCGGGAAUACCGGGAUGGCUCAGAAGCUUUUGUAUACUUAUUGUUCUAUAUAAAGACUCUCAACUGAAAAAGGAGCAUUCGGCAGCUGCUGGGUGUGGACCAGUGUCUUCUGUCUCAGGGCUUAGUAGUCUUGGGUCAACAGUGUGUUUCAUUGUUAAUAUGUGACAGUGAUGUUUGGUAUAUAUGCAAAAUUAUCAUUCCUCCAAGAAUUUUUGUAUAUUAUCACCAUUUUCCUUUAAUAUCCUAUGGUAAAAAUGCCCCGGAGUGGAAAUGGAUAGUAUUAGCCUUUUACCCAGCUUGAAGUUGAAUAUACUGCUUUUUAUGCACACCAUCUACUUAUCUGGGCAUUUAAUACUGUAUGUUUAACACCUUCUAGGUACCAGGCACUGCGAUAGGUGCUGGGAAUAUGGUAGUAAGACAGAUGGGGUCUUGUCCUUAUAGUAUUUAGAGUACAUUGCUGACUUCUGAGAUAAUUACUACUACAGUUUUUUAAAUGCAAACAAAAAUUUGUUACAUUUCUGUGUCAUUGUCAUCCUUUUAUAGAGCCUUAUUUUUAUAUAAACCUCUUUUCAAAAAUGUGGCAAAAGAAGUUGCUUAUUAAAGGAAAGACAAAUUAAGACAAAUUGAGACUCUUUAACAGGUCAAGACAGUUACCUCUAAAAUUAUUUAAAAUGGUUAUAAGGUGCAGGAAAAAUAAUUGGCUUAAUCACUUUUCACUUGCAUUUAUCUUAGCUACAUAGACUGAUAUUUGGGAAGCUGGGCUUAAUUCAGAGUAUCCUGCUCUGAGGCAAAUUAAAAUAUACAGUCUCUAUAUUGUGGCUUUCUGACAAGAAAAUAGAGUAUUAUGUUCAAUAAUAUAACAUGGUUUCUAGUUAAAGGUCAGUAGGCAGGUAGGCAAGAGUGGGAAAACUACAAGUGGGUUAAAGUAUCACUGAAAAGGAAAAAAAAAAAAAAACCUUUAUUCAUUUCACACAUUAAAUGUUCUUGAAUCUCAGCUAAACAAUAAUAGCCUUUUAGGGGAGAAAACACAUCUAAUAAAUGUGCAUAUGGAUUAUAAGACCCGGGCUGGCACUGUGGCAUAGUAGGUUAAGCCUCUGCCCGAAGUGUUGGCAUCCCAUAGGAGCACUGGUUCGAGUCCUAACUGCUCUGCUUCUUAUGGCAGCUCCCUGCUCAUGGCUUGGGAAAGCAGUGGAAGAUGGCCUAAGUCCUCGGGCCCCUGCACCCACAUGGAAUACCGUGUGCACGAGGGUCCUGAUUUCGGGUUGUCCAGCUCUGGUAAUUUGGGGAAUGAACCAGCAGAUGGAAUACCUCUCUGUCUUUCCCUAACUCUGCCUCUCAAAUAAGUCCGUCUUUAAAAAAAAAAAAAAAAAAAAAGACUCAGCCCAACUAGAGGAUGUAAAUAAGUAAAAGACUUUUCUUACCACUGUUCAUACAUAGUUUACUGGUUGAAAAGUGGAAUUUGUAUGUAAUAAGUAAAUGUGUACUCUGUAACUUAAAUAAAUUUUAUUUUUAUAA
Lepus europaeus (European hare) is the source of this 4192-nucleotide messenger RNA. It is a transcript of the gene GTF3C3, whose product is annotated as general transcription factor IIIC subunit 3. Gene Ontology annotation, biological process: transcription by RNA polymerase III. The record is from RefSeq and is a predicted model, not a curated record. Lineage: Eukaryota; Metazoa; Chordata; Mammalia; Lagomorpha; Leporidae. Gene Ontology annotation, cellular component: transcription factor TFIIIC complex. Gene Ontology annotation, molecular function: protein binding. The coding region runs from base 79 to 2730 and encodes 883 amino acids. The transcript is spliced from 18 exons.